Loa loa (African eye worm) is the source of this 190-nucleotide messenger RNA. RefSeq lists its product as hypothetical. The transcript is spliced from 2 exons. The annotation marks the transcript as partial. Lineage: Eukaryota; Metazoa; Nematoda; Chromadorea; Rhabditida; Onchocercidae. The record is from RefSeq and is a predicted model, not a curated record.
CGGAUGAAAGGCGAACAAUUGCUGCUCAAUUUUGCCAAUUAUUUGGAUGGACAUUUUUCAUCAUUAGCAACUUUGGAGCGAUUUGCUUUUUCGCAUGGAAUGGCUGCAUCAGUAAAAGUUGCAAUAUGGGAAGCGCAAUUGUUAGAAUACGCUGAACCACUUGCAAAAGCUUCAAAGGGACUUAGUAUUG